CAAUUCCAAAGCCUUGUCUGUAUUCGAACGACAUUAUCGUCAUCGUCGGCGUUGUCUUAUCCAACCUUUUCCAAGUUCUCACCGCCACAAAACUUCCGCCCAUUUGAUCACAGGUUCCGCCAAUACGCACCGUUUUGAAGAUCUCUGCAUGGGCUCACCGAGUUAGGGCAUUCAGUUCCACAAUCUCGCUGAAAAAUAAAAAUUCCAAUACGAAAUUCCCGAAAUGGCCUCACCCAACCGAUCCGUGGACGACAUCGUCGAUACGACGCCGUUGCUCAGCAACUCGGGCGGGUCGUCCGACGAGUCCAACUCUGGGCGCCACCGAAUUGUGCGCCGCCAGAGCCUGCGCGACGCCGCGCGGUUUCUACGCCAAGCCAGCAGCCGUCGGCUCAUGCGCGAGCCGUCGAUGCUGGUUCGCGAGACGGCGGCGGAGCAGUUGGAGGAGAGGCAGAGCGAUUGGGCGUAUUCGAAGCCCGUGGUGGUUCUCGACAUCAUCUGGAACUUCGCAUUCGUCGUCGUCGCGGCAACGGUCCUGGUUCUGAGCCGAUACGAAUUGCCGAAUAUGCCCCUGAGGCUCUGGAUCAUGGGGUACGCUUUGCAGUGCGUGGUUCAUAUGAUUUGUGUUUGUGUCGAGUUUCGGAGAAGGCAGUGCCGACAGAGAAGCCGGGUUUUGGGGGUGAAUUCGACGGAGGAAGGAGUAGGGAGUGUUGGGAACUUGAGUUCUGGGUCGAGAGAGGAGGAUUCGUCAUCGCAGUACGUGUCUUUGGCUGAUCAUAUGAAUGAGGAGGGUACCAGCAGUGUUGCAAAGCAUUUGGAAUCUGCAAAUACAAUGUUUUCAUUCAUCUGGUGGAUCAUUGGGUUCUACUGGGUAUCAGCCGGUGGUCAAGCUUUAGCGCAUGCCUCCCCUCAGCUUUACUGGCUAUGUAUAAUUUUCCUGGGUUUUGACGUGUUUUUUGUCGUUUUCUGUGUUGCACUGGCAUGUAUCAUUGGUAUCGCUGUUUGUUGCUGUCUUCCAUGUAUUAUUGCACUUUUAUACGCCGUGGCAGACCAGCAGGAUGGAGCAUCCAAGGAAGACGUUGAACAGUUGUCAAAAUUCAAAUUCAGAAAAGUUGGCAAUGAGAAAGUUGCAGGUGAUACACAAGGUGGAGGAGUAAUGACUGAAUGUGGAACAGAUUCACCCAUUGAACAUGUUCUUUCGCAGGACGAUGCGGAGUGUUGCAUCUGCCUUUCUUCUUACGAUGAUGGAGUGGAGCUAAGGCAACUUCCUUGUGGCCAUCAUUUUCACUGUUCCUGCAUUGAUAAGUGGCUUUAUAUCAAUGCUACCUGUCCUCUCUGCAAGUACAACAUAUUGAAGAGUACCAGCCAUGAUCAAGUGGAAGUGUAGAAUACUUCUAACUGAACAAUUGUGCCCGUGCAUGCUGGGGGUUUACAUACAAUUCUUGCUUGAGUGUAAUCCAACGCCAAGCUUCGCACUUGACUCACUGCAGGUUUUCUAUAUGGUCAUUGUCGAUGUUGUUUCUUGUUGUAGAGUAGGUGUAGCAAUUGUCAUCGAUCUUGUUGUUCCCGUAGUGAUGAUGGCAGUGGCACUUCGUAUUUGUUGUUGCUCUGGCAUCUUUAGGUGCCUUUGUACAUGGGUAUUGCCAGGGUGUCUCCGCAGUAAUUAUAUAUCACAAAGACAGUUGUCUUGAGUUACAUUUCAAUGUGAAGGGCUCUUUGUUGCCAAUAUUGGCACUCGACGAAUGUUGACUUGAUACCUUAGAAAUGUUGUUAAAAGUUAAUAAGAUUCUUGUUCAUGAAACUUGUUAGAUUGUUGUAACAUAUAUGUGGACAGUCACACUGAUUGUAUCUGAUUUGUUGAAAGAGAGGAGCUUGUUAUGUGUUGAUUUGAGCAAGCUAUUCCUUGGCACUUGCAAUUGGAUAA
Prunus dulcis (almond) is the source of this 1921-nucleotide messenger RNA. Its product is annotated as E3 ubiquitin-protein ligase At1g12760-like. The transcript has 5 exons. Lineage: Eukaryota; Viridiplantae; Streptophyta; Magnoliopsida; Rosales; Rosaceae. The coding region runs from base 224 to 1384 and encodes 386 amino acids. The record is from RefSeq and is a predicted model, not a curated record.